UUGGAUACAGUGACUGAUUGAUUUAUCCAAAAACCCAAACGGUAACGCUAAGCUUCUCCCGUUCUCCGUAUUCCCAAGGUUCUACUCCGAUGUCGGAUCCGGAGCUCGUAAUGGAUCCUCCGGUAGUGAACGAGUCAUCCUUCUCUGAGAUUUGGCCAUUCUCAGUGAACUAUGGUAUCCAAUUACCGCUUAAUUUGGGCCAAGACUUCACUUGUCGAAGCGAAUUAUUCGGGUAUUCCGGUAACAGUUACAUAUCGGCGGCUGAGGAGUCUACGGUGACGGACCUAACCGGAGGAGGAAGAAAGAGACGACCUUUGACCAGCGUUACUCGAUUGAAAGAAUCAAGGAAGAAGAAAAUGAAAGUUUGUGGAUCUGAAGGAGAAACUGAGGAUGGUUUGAGACCUGAAGAUGAAACAAGUUCUGGUGGUGGAGGCAAAGAAACAGAAGAAAAGAGUCCGGCAAAGGAUUAUAUUCACGUGAGAGCAAGACGAGGACAAGCUACUGACCGGCACAGUCUAGCAGAGCGAGCUAGAAGAGAAAAGAUCAGUGAGAGGAUGAAGUUUCUUCAGGAUUUGAUUCCAGGAUGUAAUAAGAUCAUAGGCAAAGCUCUUGUGCUUGAUGAGAUUAUCAAUUAUAUUCAGUCGUUGCAACGGCAAGUUGAGUUUCUAUCGAUGAAGUUAGAAGUCGUUAAUUCAGAUGUGAGCAGUGGUCCGGAAGUAGGAAUGUUCGCUUCUGGAGAUGUAAGCCUCAAACUCCUUUCUUUGGAAAUUCUUACGAUGCUACUAAAAUUACAGUACUUAGUAAUUGUUGAUCAUAAGGUUUCACCACCAAUACUAAAUUUGCUGGCAAAUAUCAAUCUUUAUACUCUGUUGUCAAUACAGUUCCGUGGUCCAUAUAGUAGUUUGGUUCUCUUACAAACGUAUGAUUUCGUUGUUUGUUCAUCUGUGGCUAUUGGUUGGAUAGAAUUAACUGAUCUUCAUAACAAAAGUCAGCCUACAAACUUGCUUGAUCUUUGGGAUCAAAAAGAGCCACUGACUUUUGCAUGAGUUAUUGGUGUUGUAUU
Camelina sativa (false flax) is the source of this 1063-nucleotide messenger RNA. RefSeq names its product transcription factor bHLH79. NCBI's taxonomy places the organism in Eukaryota, Viridiplantae, Streptophyta, Magnoliopsida, Brassicales, Brassicaceae. Gene Ontology annotation, molecular function: protein dimerization activity; DNA-binding transcription factor activity. The record is from RefSeq and is a predicted model, not a curated record. Gene Ontology annotation, biological process: regulation of DNA-templated transcription. Gene Ontology annotation, cellular component: nucleus.